UGCUACAAAAGAAAUAUGAACGAAGUACAAGAAUUUUUAGAAAAAGCACAUUUAGGCGAGUACUGGCCCGCAUUUGAGAGAGAUGCAAUAACUACCAUAGAUAGGUUAUGUUUAAUAUCAGCUAAAAAGGCAGAGGAAUUAUUGCCUAAGUGGGGUGAUCAAGCUGAAUUUUUUAACAGAAGAAAUGCUUUACAAGCCAGUACUUCUAAGAAUUUAGUUUUUGAUGUAGAGGUUGAUGAAUUUGGAAACUGUAGCAUGCCAUUUGUAGAUGUUAACACAGAUAAUUGUCUUGAUAUUGUGAACACUCCUUUACGCCACUUAGAUAAUAUAAUAUAA
Molecule: messenger RNA, 336 nt
Organism: Linepithema humile (Argentine ant)
Lineage: Eukaryota; Metazoa; Arthropoda; Insecta; Hymenoptera; Formicidae
Source: RefSeq, a predicted model, not a curated record